AUGUCUGAUUGGCGAUCUCAUGAUGCUGCACAAGACUUCUCUCAAAAGCGUAAGCGUGAGCUAGAAUCUGGAAAGGCCGUCUCUUAUGGCCACCGCUUUGAUCCCUCAAAACAUGAAAGAGAGCAAGAGGUGCACGACGAGCACGGCAGACGUCGAUUGCAUGGCGCAUUCACCGGCGGCUUCAGUGCAGGCUACUUUGGUACUGUUGGCUCUAAGGAAGGCUGGGCGCCCACUAGCUUUGUCUCAUCUCGCACCAAGCGUGCCACAGCGAAAUCUAAUGUCAUGGAUUUUAUGGAUGCAGAAGAUAUUGCAGACCUUGAAGAGACGAUGGAAUUCAAGGCAGCACGAGAUGCAAACAAGCUCAAAGACGAUACUGAGCGGCAGCAAGUCUUGCAUAGCUAUGAGGAGAAAGCAGGUGACGCUCCUGCUAACGAUCCACCACCUGCACUGAAAAAACCAAGCAGAUCAGGUGGCAUGGCUACGGUCUCGUUGUUGCUUGAAGAGGAUGAUGAGCAAGACGCUUUCGAUAUUGGACCAAAGAUCAGCUACGACAAGACGCUUGCUAAACAGAAAAAGGUGAAGCUCAAGUCUGCGGCGAAUGUGCAACACACGUUCAAAAGCAGCAAAGAAGCCCAAGCGAAGGCGGCAAAACGGCAGGCCUUACUACAAGAUCUAGAUGGAGCUGCUGUUGUACAAGAAAAGACAGAGCAGCUCGCUCCAGUUGAGGAUAAGCUGCGCCCUGCAGCAAUCUCUCGGCCUCGGACCUUCGCUCCAGCUAACGAGGCAGCCAGUGCAACUUUGGAGGAUAACAUUCCUCCAUGGCGCCGGAAAGCCUCUGCACAGCCUGCAGACUCAUCGCAACAGACUGGGCCUGCACUUGACACGUCUCUUGCUGCUGGUGCCCUGAAGAGCACAUUCGAUCCGUAUGCCCAAGAUGCAGCAAAAUCCAAGCGCUACCGUACCUAUCUGAGUCGUGAGGCCUCAGAGCCCUCGCCAUUACACAUCAACGUUUCAAAUCUAGACUCUGGCGUUUUUACCACAGAGCUGGCAGAGUUUCAACGUGCCGCGCUCAUGUUUGGUUCAUCUUCUGGCGCCAUGGCUAAACGCUUCACGAGCUCCACUGGUCAAGUGGCGCCAGAGGAUAUACAAGUUCAUGUGGCCAACGAGGAUCAGGUAGAAGCGGCGAAGCUUGGUCUUUUUGGUCACCGCACUCGGGUAGUCGAGCCGUGGUUUCCCACAAGACUACUUUGCAAGCGUUUCGGUCUGACUGAUCCGCAUCCUGAAGGUAAAGCAGUGCCACGUAUUGACAUGGAAAACCGCACAAAUGACCACGAACAACACCGAGCGCAGAUCGAAACACUGAUGCAGACAGAGGUAUUGUCAAGCAGUUCUACAACAGGAAAAUAG
Molecule: messenger RNA, 1407 nt
Organism: Protomyces lactucae-debilis
Lineage: Eukaryota; Fungi; Ascomycota; Taphrinomycetes; Taphrinales; Protomycetaceae
Exons: 1
Coding region: 1-1407 (468 amino acids)
Biological process (GO): mRNA processing
Cellular component (GO): nucleus
Molecular function (GO): RNA binding
Source: RefSeq, a predicted model, not a curated record